AUGCAGCUGGGUAAACAACUCCUGCUGCUCGGCCUCACCAACACAACUCUGAACCUGACUGUUCCUGCACAGGACAACGUCUUCAUGUCAUGGGCACAUUCUUACGCGGACUUCCACAACCCCUCCAACUGUUGGGUAUGCGGGGCUAUGCCCCUGUCAGUAAUGGACGGACUCCCUUGGUGGGUAUCGCCACUCCACUAUGGGGACUUUAUACCACUGUGCUCCUUCUUAGAGCAACAGAAAGGAACUUUCCUCUCUCUCACCAACCAUAACCUUUCUUUGCUCUCCUGGUGUAAGAAAAAGCCAUCAAUGGGCCAGGGACAUAGGGUUACAUUUAACAUGAACACUAGUCUUAUGGAGGUAACAGGGGCUUAUACCUCAUAUAUGAAAAAUAAAAAGGAGAGGGGCUCCCUUACAGAAGGGGGGCAGGCCUCCCGGUACCUUGAGCAAUACUACCAGGUCUGGGAUGAACAUUUCUGGAUGACUCCUGAGAAAGGACAGUUGAUUGCUCCUGCUACUAUUUGCUGGGAACAAAAAGCACACAAAGUUGGAUUUGGAGGCCGCCCAGACCCAAAAGUAUUCAAAUAUAUGUGUUAUUUGUCCCCUGAACAAUGUAAACAAAUCUUGGAAGUUACCUAUCACCCCAAUCGGUCUGCUCAGUGGCCCGGUUCCGACUGGAAAUAUAAUCCCAGAAUCCGCUGGGUCGCCCCCAAUGGGACCCAGUGGCUCUGUGGGCUUAACUUACGGGCAUGGUUACCAGUUGGCUGGGUGGGACGUUGCACACUAGGAUUUGCUUUCGCCCAUGGCAGUAUUAAGCCUAGCCUACACCAGCCUCCAGUAAACCUGCCCUAUCUGCAUGCAAGAUGGACCCGAUCCAUGUUCCAAUGGUAUGACUAUCCUGCCUUGUUUGUACCCUCUAUAGGGACAACGGAUAUCAUGGUUAGGGCAGAGGCCUUAACUAAUUUCACUAAACAGGCCCUCUUAGACAGUUCAAAGGCCACUCAAGCCUUGAACGAAGAACAAAUUCAGAUGAGGAAAGCAGUAAUUCAAAAUAAGACAUUAGACAUACUCACAGCAGCCCAAGGGGGGACUUGCGCCAUAAUUAAAGCCGAAUGUUGUGUAUACAUUCCUGACCUGUCUGGAAAUGUAUCUACUGCCUUGGAGGAUAUGCAAAAUCAAGUGAAAGCCAUGUCUAAGGAAAAUAUUCCCUUUUGGACUUUGGUCCUGUCCUGGGUAAGGGGAGUCUGGUGGAAAACCACUGUAACCGUUGUUAUAGUAGUCUUAAUCACACUCUUUUGUGGGCCCUGCUUCCUACAAUGCCUUGUGAAUUUUGUAACCCGGACGUUGAUAGUGUUCUCUCGUGUGGGUGACUAGGAGGAUGAGGGACAAUACAUCUCAAUGAAUGAUGCUCGUUACGGAAACUACGACGUCUGCCACUGCAGUCUGGACGCACACGUGAGACCCCCAGGCCAGCCCUCAGAGAUGAGGGAGCGCUGCUGGUGGAUGAGCCCACCCCCUCCACCCCGGCAGGACAGCCGGGCGUGUUCUGCAGGACCCCUCAGAGGGGCCCCCGCUGCCCUCGGAGGCAGCCUGCUGGUUGACCUUCGUCCAGACGGUGUCACCGCUCCUGGCCAGGAUAUACUCAUCAGGGCACACGGGAACGAUCGAUCCAUUUUCCAGAAUGCUGUGAGGAACAAAGCAUCUCGGCAGCAACCACGUAGGGGGAGCGGGCGGAGGCGUCCGAGCCUGGGGGGCCCGGAGCCGGGGGGCCGCGUGGAGCGUGAGGCUGCAGGGGUCAGCGGUCAGGGCAAGCGGGGUCGGCGGACACAGCCCGGAGAGGCGUUGCGCUGUGAUUGCUGUUGUUUCGGCAUGAACACACGCUGCUGUGUUUUCGUCCUGACAGGCCGGGAGAGGGACCGCUCGGCAGCCGUCACCACAGCUGGCGUGAACGCCGAGGUGGAGGCCCGCUCUAGGCACCACCUAGGUCAAGAGUGA
Odocoileus virginianus texanus is the source of this 1995-nucleotide messenger RNA. The record is from RefSeq and is a predicted model, not a curated record. NCBI's taxonomy places the organism in Eukaryota, Metazoa, Chordata, Mammalia, Artiodactyla, Cervidae.